Molecule: messenger RNA, 6718 nt
Organism: Nicrophorus vespilloides
Lineage: Eukaryota; Metazoa; Arthropoda; Insecta; Coleoptera; Silphidae
Product: cadherin-87A
Exons: 18
Coding region: 11-5689 (1892 amino acids)
Biological process (GO): homophilic cell-cell adhesion
Cellular component (GO): plasma membrane; cell-cell junction
Molecular function (GO): calcium ion binding
Source: RefSeq, a predicted model, not a curated record
CCGAGGAAAGAUGGGAUUUCUGGGUCCGAUGUCCUGGAUUCAGGUCCUCGUCUCUGCGCUUUUGAUGAACGCAGGUUGGUGGGUUUGCGAAGGAGCCAAUCUCCCUCCGGUCUUCACGCUGGACAUAAACAAUUUGGCGUUGGCAGAAACGACGCCUGUUGGAACUGUUGUUUUCACUUUGGAAGGCUCAGAUCCGGAAAACAGCACCGUGCAUUUCGGCCUUAACGGCACCGACCUCUUAAAGGUCAACAGGGAUACGGGCGCCGUUACAGUCGUAAAGCCCUUGGACAGAGAGAUCAACGACACUCUGAACUUUUCUGUGACCUUGGAGGAUGAAGUGCAGGAUGCCCCCGUCGGUGGUAACAAUCUGGUAACCGUUCCGGUGACGGUCAUCAUCCUCGACGAGAACGACAACGCUCCGAUGUUCCAAAACGUGCCAUACGAGAUUAACGUGAAGGAGGAUGAACCUAUCGGCAGCACCGUCUUCUCGGAGGUGGUGCUCUCCGAUCCCGAUUCUCUCGGUGAGAGCAUCGAGGUGGAAUGCAUAAACUUGCCGGGAUUCGAGCGAGCCUGCGAAAUAUUCGAGCUGCAGGCCGUCGAAAGUUCGCAGAACACUUACAAAGGUGUGUUCGUGCUGAAAAAGAAAUUAAACUACACAAUGCAAGAUACUUAUGAAAUUCUACUCAAAGCCACGGACGGACAACUCAACAGCACCGUCAAAGUGAACGUCAACGUUGAGGAUGUGCAGGAUACUCCUCCCAAGUUCAUAGGAGAACUCGAAGCACAAAUCUACGAAAACGCCUCGAUUAACACGCUCGUCCUCACAUUGCAUGCCGUCGAUGGCGACAGGCAACAUCCCAGGAAGAUACACUAUGAACUAGUCAAUAAUCCCAUGAACUAUUUCCUGUUGGAUUCUGUGACGGGUGAACUGAGGACGGCCAAACCGCUGGACAGGGAAUCGAUAGAUAAUCCUGACGGGAUUUUAACGCUCAACAUUAAGGCAAGGGAGAUAAUCGACGGGCAAAAAGGCAAUGAUCCGUUGACGGUGACAACGGCCGAUGUUAAAAUAACUGUGAAGGAUGUGAACGACGAGCCGCCCACAUUCAAUAAGCGAGAUUAUUACGUGGAAAUACCGGAGAAUAUUCCUGAAGGAUCGGCGCUUCCCGAUCUGGACAUGACCGUUAACGAUCCCGAUUUGGGUGAGAAUUCAGAGUUUUCGUUGGCGCUGAACGACAUCUCGAACGCGUUUUCCAUCGAACCGAAAUCUGCGACAGGUUCAACGCCGGUAACAAUUCGCGUGACCAACAGUUCUUUGGAUUACGAGAAUUUGAAUCAAAGAAAGUUCUUGAUCUUGGUGGUUGCCAAAGAGUUGCACACCGCGGAGCAGCUGUCCUCGACGGCGACGGUGACCAUCACUGUGACGGAUGCAAACGACAAUGCGCCCACGUUCGAUCAGGACAGUUACGUCGCUACAAUUUCCGAAAUCUCUUCGCCCGGAAGUUUGGUGAGCACCAUCGUGGCAAGGGACAGGGAUAGCGGAAGAUUCGGGGAGAACGGCAUCCUCUAUUCGUUGGCCGGAAAUGGGGCAGAGAAGUUCCACGUCAACAACCGGACCGGAGCCAUCACCGUCGCAAAAUGCUCUCAUCCGGGCGAAGAGGACUGUCUCGAUUACGAAACGAAAUCCGAGUAUCUCCUAUCAUUUAAGGCCACAGAUGAUGAUGGCAAGGGACAGACAUCGAUUGUACCUCUAAAAAUAGUUCUGACGGACAACAACGACAAUCCUCCAGUGUUCGGACAGGACGUCUACAGAGUAUUCAUAGAUGAAGGAGCGACUCGUUUCGAUCCUGAUCUGGUCAUAACGGCAACGGACAAAGACAAAACUUCGCGUCUAACGUACUCUAUCAUCGCUGGAAAUGCGGACGGUUCGUUCUAUAUCAAUCCUGAUUCUGGAAGGAUCAGGAUCACCAAAACCACGGGUCUGGACAUGAGCAAUGCCGACGAUCUUGUUCUCACAGUCGAGGCUAACGAUGGUAAAUAUACGGCAAGCGCUUUAGUGAAUAUAACUGUAAGGGAUAUAAACAACAAUUCGCCGAAAUUCGAGGAGGAGAAUUACGUGGUUGCAGUUAAAGAGGAUGUGGCUGUAGGUUCAUCGGUGAUUCAGGUGAACGCGACCGAUGCAGAUGUCGGUCUUAACGCCGACGUUCUGUACAAGCUGACCAAAGGCUCUUUAGACGAUUUCAACAUUGAUCCUGAAUCCGGCAUUGUCACAGUCUCUUCCAAAUUGGAUUACGAUAGGCGCAACACUUACAACAUCGAAGUAGUUGCUACCGAUAAGGGUUCUCCAGCUCUAACCGGAACAGCGACUUUAACAGUCAAUAUCAUUAAUACAAACGAUAAGUUACCCUACUUCGUGCCAACGACGCAAAAGGCAGAGGUAUUGGAGGAUGCACCCGUCGGAACCGUUGUCCAUACACUGGUGGCCCUUGAUCCGGACGUGAAUGGAUCGGAGGCUUUGAAUUUUGCUGCAACAGAACCCAUCACCGCUUUGGAUAAGCACGGGCACAAAGUAGAAGGGACCGAUGGUUUUAAAGAUUUCUUCUCCGUGGACAAAAACAACGGAAAAGUCACGGUGGUGAAUCCUCUUCUAAGGGAUAUUGCGGCUGUAAUUAGGAUCACUGUUCUUGUGACCGAUAUUACUGCGACCAACAUGCAGCAAGGCGAAGGAAUGUUAAUCAUAACAAUCACUGACGUUAAUGAUUCUCCACCGGCUUUUACUCCACCCUGGACUCCUCAAAGGCCGUUUUACGACCUGCAGCUGAAGGAAGAAUUACCUGUUGGUACCAUAGUGUCAACAUACAACGCUUACGAUGAAGAUUCAGAGAUCGCAGGAUACACGAUCUGGCCUCAGAGCGAGUACUUCGAAAUCAACAAUGGUACAGGGAUCGUGCAGAUCAAGAAAGUCAUCGACUUUGAGCAGACCGAGAAUCUGAACUUCACCAUCGUCGCGUUCGACUCUGGUGUGCCUCAAUUGAAUACAAGCGCGACUAUUCGUGUGACCGUCGUAAACAUCAACGAUAACGACCCGAAAUUCAGUAAAGAGAUGUACAACGUCUCCGUGGAGGAGAACAUACCGAAAGAUGCGCACAUAGUGACGGUGAAUGCAACGGACGCAGAUGCCGGUGAAUUCGGAAAGAUCACCUACAACCUGACCGGAGAGCACAGCGAGAACUUUAAGAUCGAUCAAGAAACUGGUGAAGUAACUGUCGAGAAUCCAAAUUUCCUGGACAGAGAAGUCCUCGAAGAUGUAACCAUCCAAGUGGUGGCAAGUGAUGGAGCUCCUGGAAACCUGAAGCGCACCGUCAGCGUUCCAAUCCACAUCUUCAUUCGAGAUGUUAACGAUAACGCUCCCAAAUUUAACCAGAGUAGCUACAAUGCCACCGUCGUAGAGAACGUCCGAUUGAAUCCUCCAGUUCCCAUUGUCACAAUAAAUGCAACGGACGGCGACGUCGGGAUCAACGGAAUCAUCAAAUACAAAAUCCUGACGGGCAACGAAAAAAAUGUAUUUUUGCUGGCCGAAGACACGGGAAUCUUGUAUCCGCAUAAAUCUUUAAUCGAUGGACAACACGUGUACAAUUUAUUGGUCGAAGCCCGAGACGUCGAAGGAACGGGUAAACUAUCGGACAGGGCCAUGAUUAAUAUCGAGGUGCAGAACGUGAACGAAUUCAAACCCGCCUUCAUCAUGCCAGCAUUAUUGAAUUCCACCGUGGAAAUUAUCGAGACUGCUGCUAUUCCGGAUUUCCUUGUGAUGACUGUAAAGGCGACGGAUAAGGAUUCUGGAGAGAAUGGUAGAAUAACAUAUCAUUUGAGGAUUGAUGGCGAGAACGUGCAGGAGACUGAAGAGUUCGCUAUAGAAGAGAAGACUGGGGAGUUGAAGUGCAAGAGGAUGUUGGAUAGAGAGGUUCAAGGACGUUAUGAGCUCGUUUUGGUGGCACGGGAUCACGGAAUGCCCAAAUGGUUCGAAACUGUGCGAUACUUAACCAUUUUGCUGGUGGAUAUGAACGAUAAUCGACCAGAAUUUCCGGAUACGAAAACGACGAAUCCGUACAUCUUCUACGUGGAUGAAAACGAUGAGAAGAACCUACGAAUCGGACAGGUGAAAGCUCUUGAUCGAGAUGAGGGCAAACACGCUAAGGUGUAUUAUUACAUGCUCGCUGGGGAUGAGGAUCAUGCCUUCAGAUUGGACAAACUCGACGGUAGUUUGUACACGAACAAGUCGUUUGAUCGCGAAGAGAAGAGUGAGUACAAUCUGUUCAUCUUGGCCAACAACGAUCCGGACUUUUACUUGACCGACGAGGACAGACAUCGGCUCAGCGACGACGAGAUCAUGCACGAUAUUGGAGUGGCCAAAGUUCUGGUGGUCAUCAACGACAAGAACGACAACGCUCCGAAAUUCGUGAAGCCCACAUAUUAUGCGGCGGUGAACGCGAUGGCCAAUAUUAACAACUUCAUCGCAAACGUGUCGGCAAUCGAUCCAGAUGCCGGCCCCAACGGGACCAUAACUUAUUACAUAAAGGCGUCCAACUUGUACAAGUACGGAUCGGACAAGAGUUCCGGCUCGAUAAUCCCGUCGCCGUUCAACAUCUCGCAGACCGGACAUCUGAACACGGCGACUUAUCUGGCCGAGAACAAUCAGCACAGAUUCGUCGUCGACGUCGUCGCCAGGGAGAACGCCUUCCCGGAAAGGGAAACUAUUGCCAAAGUUCACAUUUGGAUCUUCGAGCCUACACAGCUGAACAGAAUCAUCCUAUCCAGACCUGUAACAGAAGUUAAAUGCGAACGCGAAGAGAUCAUCGCCGAACUCAGCAACGCCACCGGUAGUUUAGUCAUCAUCGAUGACAUCCGUUACCACACCGAUGACCUCGGACGCAAAAAUGAAGAAUGGAGUGAUAUGUACAUAUUGGUUAUCGAUCCAAACACCCACACGAUAGUCCCGGUGCCGGAGGUCCUUAAGAUAAUCGACGCGAAAUACGACUUCCUCAAGGAUUAUUACGCCGGCUUCGCCAUCCAGAACGUCGUGCCGGCGUUUGCUACAGAGAAGGAGGAGGCAUUCGAUCCGGCGCUGGCCGCUCUCAUCGCUCUCCUGAUCGUCCUCGUCGUCGGCAUAGUCACCUUUACCGUGGUCUGCUGUUGCCUACGGCACUGGUCGAUGCCACCAAACGGGGUCAAGAAGAAGGAUGCCCUCAUCAAAAAGGCCAUCAUCGAUGACCUGAACACCACGGAAAAUCCCCUGUGGAUCGAACAAAAAUUGAAAAUCUACGAAGAACAGGAGCUGACGAUGCAGGUCUUCAAUGAACCUGAGCAGAACAGGAGGAAUAGCGAAGACUUUGUUCCGGAUGACAACACCUACGCGACGAUCCAACAUCCGAACCGUCGAGGAUCCGUUCACAUGGCAACCCUCUCGAUGGCCGACGAGAUGGCCGAUUAUGCAACUCUGUCGGGGAUGCCUCUGCACUCAAACAGCAGCACCCUUAGGGGAUCACCAAACUACUACGAAGCUGCAAUGGGUUUCCAGGGGUCGACGUUCCAAGUGCCGGAACCCGUCGGGGGCAGUUCCGAAGAUUUCAACACUUUCAACAAGAGUCGGUUUAAGCACGACAAGCAGUCCGACUACGUCGCAGAACUGAUAUAAAUUAGGUUGAGAGAAGAAGCAGAAGCAGCAGCAGCAACAAGAGCAGAAGGUGCAGAUAGGGAUGAUCACAGCAACAAACUAAACAUAUUUUAAUGAGAGAGGAGUGAAUGUGCGUGAUAAGACAAUACAUGUUUUGAUGGCGGAUUGAGUUAGGAAAAGACUGUUCGAAUUGGAUCUUGCUGAGUAAAAUAAUAAUAAUUAAGUAAAUUGUGAUGACAGAACAAGGAAUGAUGUAAACAACAUACAACCAACAUGAUAAUUAAUUAACAAUAGGCAAGACACUCAAGUUCUUUUAAAAUCUUGUAUUUGUUUUACCGUUUUUUUUACCUGGUUGUAGAGAGUUCAAUGAGAAAUUAACAAUUAGCCAUAUCAAAGUAUUACAAUUAGUUUCGAUUCCUGAUUGGGGGAAAUAAAGUUCUCACAAUUAUCUUUGAUCGCUUCAUCCAAAAUCGAUCGGUCGUUCGAGAAAUGAUUAUGUCUUCGGUUUCUCGGAUGACCGAUUCAAUUAAGUUUAGGAUCGCAUUUGGAUGAGCGUAGAGGCGGGAGGAAGGAAAUGAUCUGCGUCCGUGUUCAUCUGACUUUUAGGGAUGAUGGUCCAACCAGCCAAAGGAUUCGAUACAGAUGUCGCGAAUCCUUUGUGCAACUCCGUUACCCCGGAAACCAACCCUCGUUUCCAUAGGAGACGCUUCUUAAAUUAGUAAACAAUGUAUAUCGUCGAUUGACAGAGUAGUAUCUGUUUCCGGGGCAACUGAAAUCAUUUCCGGACGAUCCCUUUGGCGAGCGAUAAGUUUUUCCAAAAUGAUAUUUCAUGUUAUUUAUUUACUUUUUUUCUGGUUGUUUCCCACAUGUAUCAUAAUAAUACAUCGCAGAAUGAAAACAAAAGAAAACCACUUAAUUAUAUAACAAGGAAUAAAUACAAUUAUAUAUAUAUAUAUUAUAAAUAAUAAGGAAAAAAAUCUAUUUAUAAAGCCAUUGAUUUCGGAUUUGUACACACUUUGUAAAUAUAAAUAAAAACAGUAUGUUUGUGUA